This is a messenger RNA of Meloidogyne enterolobii, 993 nucleotides long. The record is from the annotation of a GenBank genome assembly. Lineage: Eukaryota; Metazoa; Nematoda; Chromadorea; Rhabditida; Meloidogynidae.
AUGGUUAUUUUUAAAAUUUAUUUUAAUAGAUUAGAAAACUUAAAAAAAGAUUCUCAUCGUUGUGGAUUGCCUUUACACGUUGAUAAUGACAACCAUUUUGUUAGUAGAUAUAAAAGAUUUCGUCCACACAAUUACCAUCAUAGACAUAAUCACCAUUUUAAUUACAAAAAUUCAUCCUUUAGACAUUUAAAUGAGACACACUAUCAUCAUGACGAACAUAUACACAGAAAAGUAAUGGGUGGUCAUGGAGUCGAGGAGGGUCAAUUACCCUGGGCUGUAGCUAUACACAAACAUUUAGAUGGAUAUGAUGGAUAUGCUUGCACGGGUACACUAAUUUCGCGCCGUCAUGUACUAACUGCCGCGCAUUGUUUCUUUAAGUAUGGAAAGUUAUUGAAAAGAGAUGAAGUAGAAUGUCACAAUACACACUGUUGUUAUUCAUAUGAACAAAGUGCAAUACCGGAGACAGAUGUUCACAAUUACAUUACAGUUUAUAUUGGAUCCAAUUGUCUAAUAAACAGUAAUGUUGUAUUUGGAGAAUGCAAAUCAAAAACACAUCAGAGACGAUUCAGAAUUUUAAAAGCAAAAUAUUCACAAUAUUUUGAUGCAAAAUGUUUACAUUACGAUUAUGCAAUUAUUGAACUUGAAGAAGAUGUUCCUGCUGAUAUAGCUAAUCAUAUUUGUCUAUUAAAUCUACACGAGAAUACAAAAAAUAUAGAUUGGCAAGUAAAUGCUUAUCCAGUGCUUGCUUAUGGAUGGGGACCUGAUCCUGGCACACAAGAAUGUCAUGGAAAAAAUAAAAGAGGAGGGUGUCUACUAUACGCACAUUCUCAAUUACACUUGCUUAAAUUACCUGGAAUUUGGACAGAUCAGCAAUGCUUAAAUCAAGUGUCGAAAUUUGGAAAUUACUUAGAUAUGACUAGAAUUUAUGAUCUAAUUUGUACUAUGGAGACUUUCACAGAAGGAUUUUGCAAUGUUUUUUUAAAACUUUCCUAA